Molecule: messenger RNA, 1598 nt
Organism: Talaromyces stipitatus ATCC 10500
Lineage: Eukaryota; Fungi; Ascomycota; Eurotiomycetes; Eurotiales; Trichocomaceae
Exons: 2
Coding region: 195-1598 (467 amino acids)
Source: RefSeq, a predicted model, not a curated record
CAGGAUUUGUGUACACGGAUCAAGCAAAAGUCUUGUCGAACGCUUUGAUCCAGUUGUCAAAGAUCUAUACCAACGAUGUCAAAUAUUCGGGAUCUGACGACAUAUUUGAUUGGAAGUUCAAAAUCUUUCAAGAUUAUUGUCAACGUGUGGCACUUCCUAGAAGCGAAUACGCGUCUCGAAUUGCUUUUCCAACAAUGCUCAAGGACGAAGCAUUGUCAUAUUAUUAUCUCAACAAGGACCGUUGGGAAACCGAGAGCGUUGAUCCUCCCAAGGCAAUAAAGAAGUAUUUUGAAGGACCAGAACGCGAACGUUUGAAGCAAGAAGAAUGGUCUCGCUUGACUUUGCAGAAAGUUAUUGAUGAUCCAAAGAACUUGGAUAAAUCUCUGCGUGAAUGUCUUGAGAUCAUGCUCAAUGAACUUCAAAAGUUGUUCUAUUGCUUGCCAGAGAUCAUGCGUAAUGACAUCUAUUAUCAACACAAGUUGGUUAAAGCAACUAGAACGCAUCCUUCAUGUGACUGGGCGACAGCUCAACCUCCGUCAACGUUGACCGGUUUAAUACAGAGCCUUCGUACUAAUGUUGGUCAAUAUCAGGAUAGGAAGCAAGUUGUUGCGCAGAAUCGUACCGAAUCGAAGCCUGUCGACACCUACUACACGGACCGUCGUUAUCACAAAUUUCGUUCAAAAUCCCCGUACCGUAACCGACGCACACGCAAAUUCCGAGAUCCUCGUCGAAACAAGCGAUGCUAUGUCUGCAACAAGAUAGGUUGCUACUCAACAAAGCACACGCAGGAAGAACGCGAUGAAGCUAAGAAGCGAUAUCUCAACCGUGUAGACCAAUACCUCGCGGAUUAUGAAGGCGCUAACGAUGAGGAUUCAGAGACGCAGAUCGACAUUGAUACACCAACUCACGAACCACCACGGCGCCGCAACUGGGCAGCGACAGAUAUCAAAGUGCUACAGGAAUCGCUUAGCCAACUCAUCGCACCAAGGCUUGUAAACGCAUCAAAAUCUUAUAUUGAACUUUCAACAGUGGCCUUUACAGCGGCUAUUCGCAAAGCGGUUGAUCAAUCAGUUCCAUGGGCUCGUCCGAGCGCGUGGAGCAAUCCAGAUUUUACACCUGAAUGCAAAGAGGCUGUACGAACCUGCCGCCAGCUACGACGUCAAUUCUCAAACACCCACAAUCCGUGGAUCUGGAGGGCUUACCUACGAGCCCGCAACAAGAAGAAACGCCUAGUCAAGAAAUCCUUACGACUAGGCCAUCGACGUCGCGUACAGCAGGCGACAGAGCAAGGCCCCUUAGGCCUCUGGAAAUUGGCAAAGUGGGCACGCUCGCGUAAUGGAGCGUAUGAAUCAGGAAUCACCCCAACCCUACAAGACUUGGAUGGCUAUAUAGCGGAAACAGUGGAAGCAAAAACGCAGCUUCUUAGGGAAGCGUUCUUCCCAGCUAUCCCAAAUGCAGAUCUAUCAGACAUCACAGACAGCCAAUAUCCGUCACAAAUCGAAUUCCCGGAGAUCCCACGCCACGAGAUCGAGUAUGUUAUCCGUUCAACGCCACCAGAUAAAGCGCCGGGUGAGGAUGGCAUUCCAAACAGCUUCUAG